AUGGAGGAGCAUCAAACCGAAGAACAAAAUGCUGAGGAUCAGCAAAAUCCUCAACACUCUACCAGAAAGUCACCAAGGACAAGGUCCGGUGUUCAGGAUACUAGGUCAACUGCUAAACGAAGUGCAAAGAGAAAACGUUCUUCAAAGGAACCAGAGGCUCAACCUGCCAAAGAACCUACCCCAUUGCCAAAGUUCAUAGAUGUCGAGGCCAGAGAUAGGUUCGAGUUGAUCUCACAAAAAGGAUUCAUCACUCAGAGGAAGGGUAAUUCACACACAGAGCUUAUCUCUAGAGUCAACUCUGUUGAUAUCACAUUAACUCCUGAUGUUGUCAAUUCUGUCUUGAAAACCAAAAUUGAAGAUGAGUCUACGAGAAAGAACUUUCAUGAAACUCCUGUUACUCUUAGGACCCCUCGUGAUCAGUCCAUGUAUGUCUCACCUUUCACCAUUCAUCCUAGAAAGUCAGCCAACAAAUCUUUUUCAUCCAACUUUGAGCUGGCUACCUUCAUUGGAAAAAGGAAUCUUCUUGUGCCUCCCACUCCUGUAGACAAUGAAAAUGUUCAUCAAAAAGAGCCAAGAACCGAGCAAACUGAGCCUACUCCUGGCACUGAAACUACUCCAGAGGCGUAUGCUUCCAGUUCUCAGCCCAAAAAUAAAGGAAAGGCUCCAAUUACUGAAGAGGCAACCGAAGAAGAUGAUGAAAAAACUGAAGAGGAAGAUCAAGUGGAUCCUGAGUAG
This is a messenger RNA of Coffea eugenioides, 735 nucleotides long. RefSeq lists its product as uncharacterized. NCBI's taxonomy places the organism in Eukaryota, Viridiplantae, Streptophyta, Magnoliopsida, Gentianales, Rubiaceae. Bases 1 to 735 code for a protein of 244 amino acids. The record is from RefSeq and is a predicted model, not a curated record. The transcript has 4 exons.